AUGCACGUUUCCGAGUCUAGAGGUCAGGCAAGAGCUCUAAAUGCGGUGGAAGCUCUCACUCCCCAUCUUCACAAGACGAAUCCGAAACUUCUGGCUCAAGUCGCAGAUGGGUUGUAUUUCUUGUUGAUUGAUGAUGCUCAAUCUAAGAUAUCCUUUUUGUCUCUUCUUGGACCUCAAAUUCUUGUUUCCAUUCUUCGUGAAUAUUCGGAACACCGGAAACUGAUCUACACUGUUGUUCGAUGCAUCCGUUCAUUGUCAGUGUGCCCCAGCAAUAAGCCAGCACUGAUUAGUCUAGGAUGUCUCCCGGCUCUGUACGCUGAGCUUUGUGCUGCUAAAGAUGAGCGUUCUCAGACUGCCAUCCUAGUCGCAAUGAGAAACCUAUCGGAUUCAGCAACAAAUGAGGAGAAUCUAACCCAACUAAUUAUCAAACUUCUGGAAAUUAUUCGCACUGCAAACGAUGGAAUGACUGCUUGUGCAUGUGGAACUUUGAGUAAUUUGACAUGUAACAAUACUCGAAACAAGCAAACUGUAUGUUCGCACGGAGGAAUUGAUGCGCUUGUCACUGCGAUCGGUCGUUUCCCGGAUGUCGAAGAAGUGACUGAACCAGCUCUUUGUGCAUUAAGACAUUGUACGGCUAGGCACUCAUUGGCAGAAGAAGCGCAAAGUGAAUUGAGAAUCUGUCAUGCUUUCCCAGUUAUUCUGGAUCAAUUGGCCACCCUUCGCACUCCUGUUAUCAAGGCAGCUCUGGGUGUCAUCAGAAAUUGUGCUCUCCUCCAAACCAACCUCAUUGAAUUGACUCAAGAGCAAACUGGAGGUGGUCAUACUGCGGUAUCUCUUACAAUGGAUAUUCUUCGAAGAGCUAUUACAGCAAUCGAAGAGAAUCCAGAUAUCGCUGUUGACGGAGUACCAAUGUGGGGAGUAAUUGAAGGGUCUGUUUCUGCUCUUCAUCAAUUGGCCAAUCAUCCAGCUGUCGCUGCUGCCUGUUGUGAUGAUAUGGGACAGGUGGGAAACCCAGAAUUCCCACCAUUCCUUGACCUACUUCAUCGUCUUUUAUCUCACCCAAAAUUGAAUUCAAUGGAAGACGAAGUGCUCGAGCGAGAGAUUCUUGGACUUCUGUAUCAGUUAAGUAAGCGUCCGGAUGGAGCAAGAGCUGUGGAAUCAACUGGAGUCACUGUCUUGCUCAUGGAAUCGCGUGGAUCGCAGUACAAAUCAGUCGUCACUUACGCAAAUGGUGUUCUCAAUAACUUGAAAAGAGGAGAUGCUGCUGGAAUGAUGAAUAUGUCUAAUUCUUACGAAUAUGAGAUGAGCGGAGGAGGAAACGAUUGGCAGCGUGAUGGGCUCGAAAGAGAGUUGUUCGCUGAGAUGUAUCCAACAAAUGAUGGUGGUCACUCGGAAUCCAUCAAUGUCGCUUUGAAUAACUCCCAAAUGCGUCCAAACCAUAAUUGGUAUGAUACCGAUCUGUAA
Messenger RNA from Caenorhabditis remanei, 1464 nucleotides. RefSeq lists its product as uncharacterized. The coding region runs from base 1 to 1464 and encodes 487 amino acids. The transcript is spliced from 4 exons. Gene Ontology annotation, molecular function: cadherin binding; alpha-catenin binding; transcription coactivator activity. Gene Ontology annotation, cellular component: catenin complex; adherens junction. The record is from RefSeq and is a predicted model, not a curated record. Gene Ontology annotation, biological process: positive regulation of transcription by RNA polymerase II; cell adhesion. NCBI's taxonomy places the organism in Eukaryota, Metazoa, Nematoda, Chromadorea, Rhabditida, Rhabditidae.